Molecule: messenger RNA, 1716 nt
Organism: Strongylocentrotus purpuratus (purple sea urchin)
Lineage: Eukaryota; Metazoa; Echinodermata; Echinoidea; Camarodonta; Strongylocentrotidae
Exons: 5
Coding region: 568-930 (120 amino acids)
Source: RefSeq, a predicted model, not a curated record
GCUUUGUCCCGCCGACGAUAGAGGACGUGCUCGAUUCGGCGUACCGGAAUACCGUAUGUAGAAGAUGCGGCGAUGUAUGGAUACACUUGCGUAGCUUUCCACGAAUCAGAUGGAUGUGAUUAUUCACGUUAUCCAACUUUCGAUUCCUAUAUAGGAUAAUUAUCAUAUUUCUUUGAGGAGCAUUGUUAAUACGAACAGAUCGGAGCUUGGUUGGCUGAUGACCCAUAGAUUUUUAAUUCAGCAUCAAGAUUAUACGUCAUUUCCAUCAGCGACAUCGUGGAAAUUAGUAAUAUUAGCUUCACAGUAAUAUUGUCAGACGAUAAAUUAUUGAAAUAGAAUCGAUAUAAGGAAGCGUCAAACUACAAAUGGAUUAGAGAACUGCUGGGAUCAACACUAAUCUGUUACCUUUUGUUUGUACUGCAUAUUGUGUCAGUAUAUUAUUUGGAUAGAACUGUUUGAAGUGAUCAACAGAAGAAUAUUAUUGAUUUAGCGUUACAAAAGAAGAAUCUACUACUCUCAAUAAUUUUUCACAUAAGUGACCGUUAGUAUACCAGGACAAAAUCAGUGAUGGCGAGGAAAAUGGCAUCGAUGAGUUGUCAAUUUUACUUGACAGUGGUCUUUCUUCUGGUGCUCAUUGCAGUCCAGUGUACGUGUAAUCUUCUAGAUGACAUGGAAAUGGCAAGAUACAACCAAGAAUAUAAGAGGAGCAGAGUAGGAUGCAAAGGGUGUACCAACAUGUCCUGUGUGCGGACAUGCACAAUGGGCCGAAAGCGAUCAUUCAGUCUAGAACCAGAAGAUCAUGAAACAGUAUCAAAGGAUGAGUACACGCCUCGAAUCAGCAGCCAAACCUGUCUUCUAGAUUCUGUAUUUGAGUCGCUGUCAGAAGAAGGAAGAGAUCGAGUAAUGAAGGCCCUCCUUGAGUCAGAAUGACACCAUCUUGAGCAUCGGACAUCAAGGAAGACAUCAGUUAGUCCUGUCACAGGAAGAGGAUCAUUUUUGCAACUCAUUUUUGAUUGACAAAGAAAUGCUUCGAACAUUUCGAAAAAUCCGGGGUGCAAAAAUAGUCCUCCGCUUAACAUUUUAACUUCUACCAUUUCUAAAAAUGAAAAUGAUGUUUGGAUAUUUCUCCAAAUUAUACUAUGAAGGUACUAAAUUGAUUCAUUUCAAGUUAUAAGUAAUAUGAACACCUUAUGGCAAUGAAUUCACGUACUUCUAGGUGAAUUCCCGAUACCAUUUCUAAUGUCUUUAAGUGAAGGCCUAGUUACCCCUCUGUUGUGACAUAUGAAGUGAUUUUCCUUGAUUGAAUUUUCCAAAAGAUAAAUUAGUUUAGUUUACCUGCACCUUUCAUCGCUAAAUAUUCAUUACUACAUUUGUGCACAAUGGUUACACCACAGACCUAUGAUUACACCCUGCCUUUAUAUCUCAAUGUUAUAGUUUCCACGAGGCCAUUAUUGUUGUUAAUGCAUCAGUAUUAUAAUAUUGUAUAUCCUGGAGAAAUCAUGAUAUUAUAUAAUGUAUAAUAUACGUGUGUUUACUACUUAUAGUUUUCGUUGGAUAUGAACGAAAUCGCUUGUUCUGGUGAUUCUUCAAAAUUUAAGAAUACAAAUGUCUUAAGAAAUACAAAUUAAUUUAUGUUAUACAUUUCAUUUUGGUAUCAAAUUGUGUAAUGAUGUGACCCUAUUCCUGCUCUAAUUCUACUUAACAGAAAUUGACAAA